Molecule: messenger RNA, 291 nt
Organism: Haemonchus placei
Lineage: Eukaryota; Metazoa; Nematoda; Chromadorea; Rhabditida; Trichostrongylidae
Source: the annotation of a GenBank genome assembly
AUGAUCGUUCAUGUGGCAUCCGUAUGGUGUGCACUCGUAGCGCAAGCUCUGUCGUUAACCAUACCAAGCGUUGAACUAGAAAAACGAUUCCAGUACAUGGAGGUUCCCAUUGUUCAAUUUGUUGAGGGACGAGAGGCACUAAAAGAAAACUUCAGAAGGAUGCAUCCCGAGCUGAGACAGAAACGUUUUGAGGGACUAGCCGAUUACGUUGCUCUCGAGGAUCCGAACGCCAAACGCUCCAGCUUGAAACGACUCGCCAUUCUCAGCGCAAGAGGAUUUGGCCGGAAGUGA